UCCUCCCCCUCCCCCUCUCUCUGUUUUCUCCGUCAACGACGCCCUUCUCAACCGGUACCAACCCCCCCUCGGGAUCCGCCAUGUCUGCUCUCAACGACCUCCUCAACCUCGACCUCUUUGACUACACCGACAAGAUCAUCGCCGAGUACAUAUGGAUCGGCGGCUCGGGCAUCGACAUGCGGAGCAAGGCCAGGACGCUGAGGGGGCCGGUGACCGACCCGGCCAAGCUGCCGAAGUGGAACUACGACGGCUCCAGCACGGACCAGGCCCCCGGCCACGACAGCGAGGUCAUCCUGUACCCGCAGGCGGUAUUCAGGGAUCCCUUCAGAAGAGGAAGCAAUAUCUUGGUCAUGUGCGAUGCCUACACGCCGGCCGGCGAGCCGAUCCCGACCAACAAGAGGUUCAAUGCCGCCAAGGUCUUUAGUGACCCACACGUGGUCGCGGAAGAGCCCUGGUAUGGCAUCGAGCAGGAGUACACUCUCCUUCAGAAGGACGUCCAGUGGCCUAUCGGGUGGCCGGUGGGCGGUUUCCCCGGCCCUCAGGGACCGUACUACUGCGGAGUAGGGGCAGACAAGGCGUUUGGCCGGGACAUUGUGGAUGCUCACUACAAGGCCUGCUUGUAUGCCGGGAUCAACAUCAGUGGGAUCAACGGCGAGGUCAUGCCGGGCCAGUGGGAGUUCCAAGUCGGCCCUGCGGUUGGAAUUUCUGCUGCAGACCAAGUAUGGGUCGCUCGCUACAUUCUUGAGAGGAUCACAGAAAUUGCUGGGGUGGUCCUUACUUUCGACCCGAAACCAAUCAAGGGUGACUGGAACGGUGCUGGAGCUCACACUAACUACAGCACCAAGUCCAUGAGGGAGCACGGCGGCCUCAACGUGAUCAAGAAGGCGAUCGAGAAGCUGGGACUGCGCCACAAGCACCACAUUGCCGCCUACGGAGAGGGCAACGAGAGGAGGCUGACGGGCCGUCACGAGACCGCGGACAUCAACACAUUCUCCUGGGGCGUCGCGAACCGAGGGGCAUCCAUUCGCGUGGGCCGCGAUACCGAGAAGGACGGCAAAGGCUAUUUUGAAGACAGGAGGCCUGCAUCGAACAUGGACCCGUACGUCGUAACCUCCAUGAUCGCCGAGACCACCAUUCUCUUGAAACCCUAGACUUUCAGAACCAGCAUCGGAAGGAAACAUAUUUUCUUGAUUAUGUCGUCAUAAAUGAAGGAAUGGACCGUCUCUUGCUUUGUGUCUUUGUUUUAUGUUGAAGUCAUGUCUGUUUCUAUGGCGUCGAUUCGUGAGAAUUCGAUGUCUUCGUAGUAGUUUGCUAUUUACUAGUUGGUUGAAAACAACUUUAUUGACUAUAUAUACCCGAUGAUGCGUCCGGUGUUCAUUUCUA
This is a messenger RNA of Eucalyptus grandis, 1383 nucleotides long. RefSeq names its product glutamine synthetase cytosolic isozyme. The record is from RefSeq and is a predicted model, not a curated record. The transcript has 13 exons. The coding region runs from base 81 to 1151 and encodes 356 amino acids. Gene Ontology annotation, molecular function: glutamine synthetase activity. Gene Ontology annotation, cellular component: cytoplasm. Lineage: Eukaryota; Viridiplantae; Streptophyta; Magnoliopsida; Myrtales; Myrtaceae.